CACCACCAUUGAGAUGGAGGUUGUUGGAUACAUCCAAUCCACAGCAAUGGAAAGAUUCAAAUAAUUUAAAGAAAGCAGAUAUAGCGCACCUCACAGUGACUCAUAAGGCAGUGGGCGGAGCAGCGAUAGAUAGCGAUACCCUGCUGGAGAGCACUGUGGCUGAAGAAAAGAGGCUUUGUUCACACGGGCCAAGUAGUGACAGAAUCACAUAAUCUAUUCCUGGAUGGAAGAGACAUUAACGCUGUUCAGACAAGAAGAUGAUGAUUGAAUUGUAACCUCACUAAAAAACCUAUUAAACAUAAGAGUUUUUAUAUGUCAAGUUGAGGAUUACAUUGUUCCACAUUAUUUUAUUGAACUUUUUUGAGAUUGUUACAGGUGCUACAUUUCUACACCCUCCUUUAUAUGAAGGCACAUAUAUUAUGUUCCUUUCUAAUUAAGCGUGCUACACAUCCACUGACUUUCCCAUGAGAUGAAUGGGUCUUGUUACUGGUCACUAUAGGCAUCUAUGCUGGCAGCAGUGGGAGGGAGGGGAGGGGGGGGGGGAAGCUGUCCUGCAUCAAUGCGCCUGUUGAUCAGAAAAGACCACUAGACUGCUAAUGACACGCUUCACUGAUCAGACCAGGAGAAAAUAAAACUCAGCUUCCAGCUCCGUUCCUAUUUAAGCAGGACGUCCGCACCUAUCUUCAGCCUACCCCAGAUACCACACCUGUCUGGAGUCUUCGGGCUGCGGGAUCCCACCAUGGUUUGGACUGCUGCUCUCCUCACGAUUGUGAUUUCAUACGUUAAUUCAGAGGACUACUGUUACAGCGAGCCACACUGCGAUCCUUAUGCAUGGGGAGACAUGUUCCCGUCUUGUCACCCUUUACUUGAAGAGCAUCACUCGCCCAUCAAUCUGGACCACCAGAUGACCAGAAACGAGUCUCUGAGAUCUUUACAUCUGGAGGGCUUUGAUGUGAUCCAACCGGGCCACUGGGCGCUUAAAAACGACGGACACUCUGGUGAAUACACCACACAUCCUGUCGUGACCCUGUAUAUUAUUGUGUUGGUGAUGACACCUUUCUGGUUGUUCUCAGUCGUGCUGCAGGUUGGUGGUGGCAUGUCAGUGAGCGGUGGAGGUCUUCCAGGUGUUUACCACACUAUCCAGCUGCACUUCCACUGGGGAGGCCCGGCCACUAACGGAUCAGAGCACACGGUGGACAGACGCAGAUACCCGAUGGAGAUGCACAUAGUCAACAUGAAGUCCAUCCAUCCGAAUCUGACAGAGGCCUUGGGCGAUCCAACAGGACUUGCUGUUCUUGGAUUCUUCAUUGAUGUUGUUUACGCAGACCAUGUGCACUUUGGACUCGUAUCCCAAAAGCUGUCCUCUGUCGCUUAUAAAGGCCAAACUACUAAAAUCGAGCCAUUCCCGCUGAUGAACCUUCUGCCAAAGCACAACAUGAGUCAGUAUUACCGGUAUUACGGCAGCCUCACCACCCCUCCAUGUUCUCAAGUGGUUGUAUGGACUCUGUAUGAAGUCCCCAUCUACAUCUCAUGGUCCCAACUGGCUCAGUUUACCUCACAGAUCUUCUCUACAGAGGAGGAUGCAGAGCAGGUGACACCUCUGCAGAACAACUUCAGACACAUCCACCCUGCCUUCAGUCGCAUUGUCUCCGUGUCCAAAGAUGCCAAACUCCUCACAGGGACGGCCAGUCGGCCCCUCAGCUCAGAUGUGUCACUGCAUCUGCUUCAAAUCAUCUUGCUGGGAAGCUUUAUUUCUGGACUCUAACACCACGUUAAGUCCAAAUCAUGAAACACUGCAUCAAUAAACAAAGAUGUACUUAUACAAAAAUGACAUUUAGAUGAUGUCCAGCAAAGAAAAAAUACAUGAAACAAACUAUGAAGAAAAGUACUGUAAACUGUUGAGUUGUUACUAAAAGUUUCAUGAUUGUGACCUGCUUUCUGCAGGAUUAACUCUAUUGAGCUAAACAAUGUGAUAAAAUACAUGCAUCAUUAUUAACAGUUUAAAAUAAUGUGAAUUUAGCAUUGAAAUGUGUUUUGUGAUGGCAGCGAUGUGUGCAUUAAUGACCGUAGGCCUUUUGCGGACACAGCAUCAUUUUGAAAAAGGUACAAUCCUAAUACUAUAUAUUGUCUUUUCAUUUGGCUUUGGGUCAGACAUUGUAACUCCACAAAAAUAUGGAGAAAUGUUAGUGAUAGUCUAAAUCGACAGGAUUCAUUUAGAGGAUUGCUCCGGUGGCAGAUGUCCCUUAUUUUCGGCCGGAUGUCCCUCACCUUCCGCUUUGUUUGAGUUGGCAUUCUAAACUCUGGUCGAUUUAUGAGAAUAUAGCAGAUCUCUGCAGUGUAAAUCCAGACAGUUAGCUAGACUAUCUGUCCAAUCUGAGUCUUAUGUUGCAUGACCAUUGACUGUAAAUAUUAUUAAUAAUAUAUACAGUCUAUGUGCACGACUUAAACAACUU
Messenger RNA from Perca fluviatilis (European perch), 2453 nucleotides. It is a transcript of the gene car15, whose product is annotated as carbonic anhydrase 15. NCBI's taxonomy places the organism in Eukaryota, Metazoa, Chordata, Actinopteri, Perciformes, Percidae. Gene Ontology annotation, molecular function: zinc ion binding; carbonate dehydratase activity. The record is from RefSeq and is a predicted model, not a curated record. The transcript is spliced from 7 exons. Bases 740 to 1765 code for a protein of 341 amino acids. Gene Ontology annotation, cellular component: plasma membrane.